AUGUCUCCCCGAGAAGACUCUCCACCAGCCUCGGCCAAAAGCGGAACUUCUCAGCCACAAAGGGCAAACGCGUCGGAGCCCGCACCAAAGAGACGCCGAGUCGCUUUAGCUUGUUCGGCGUGCAGAAUCCGCAAAUCACGCUGUAAUGGGUUACGACCAAGAUGUGACACGUGCGAGAAGCUUGGAUUCGAUUGUUCAUAUGAACAGCAAGAAACCUCAGCUAAUCUUCUAGUCCCAAAAGAUAUCUUUGCUGCAUUGGAGGCCAAAGUCAAGCUUUUAGAAACAAAUAUCGAACAGCAUAAUGGUAGACUGAAUUUGGUUGAGAGUACACUAAAAAACUCGGGAAGCUCACGUCAAGAUGUUGUGCUUCCGCUUCAUCAUCAACCAGGUGACGUGGUGGUCAACAUUGAUGAGAUGCGGGAGAGUAGUGUUGGCCAAAGUAUGACUGAUGGCAUGGCUGUCUCUUUUGUAGACGAGCAAGACUGUGGUUUCUUCGGCCCGUCGUCCAACAUCGCGCUCAUGCGGCACAUACUGCGAGCCGUCGAUACAAAAAGGACACAGCACUGCAACCAAACUUCAUUAACGCCAGCUUCAGAGUACAGUGCCUAUGAAGGUGGUCUAGUGAGCAAUUCGAACGCGUUCACGGCAGCCUCAAGUGAGUCCCAUAAGGCGGGCGCCAAUCUCCUACCACCAGAUGAGGUCAUGCAACGUCUCACCCGUGCCUACUUUGACAACACCGGGCUCUUGUUUCCGUAUAUACACGAACAAGAGUUUCUCGACACUUAUGAGCGAUUCCGAGCAAGCGGUUUCCGAGGUAAUGUUCGCCGUACCUGGCUCGGCCUGCUGAAUAUGAUUCUUGCAAUGGCGACUUGUACCUCUUGCUGGGAGGACUCGGGAAGUGAGAGUCACUUUGAGGAGUCUGAUGUCUAUUACCGCAGGGCCCAAGAACUUUGCCAAACACAGAUGUUUAGGGGUACUACUCUUGAAACAGUCCAAUAUCUCUUACUUACGAGCCAAUAUCUUCAGGGCACGCAUAAGUCUGUUCACACAUGGACCAUUCAUGGUCUUGCUGUCAAAGCUGCCAUGUCCAUUGGACUUCACUCAAGAGACAUUGCGUCCAAGUUUACUCCUCUCCAACAAGAAAUACGAAAACGCACAUGGUAUGGCUGCAUUUUGCUUGAUAGAAGCCUCAGCUUGACCUUUGGGCGCCCAUGUGCUAUACCAGAAGAGUACAUUCGCUUGGACCUUCCGAAGGCAUUACCAACAACGAUGUCAGCUUCUGAUGAAGUCCAUCAGAUGAGCACUGCGUUCUACAACGCCUCUAUAAUUAUGGGCAGAAUAAUUGGCUCUCUUUAUGGCAAUAACCUUGGAUGUGAAGACCAAUCGUCAGAUACAGCCACAAUGACAUCUAUGAUUCAGUUCGGCCAGGAACUAUCAGACUGGCAAAACGGUUUGCCUCAGCAUAUGGCUUUACGGUCUGUUGAUAAUAUGCCCCAGAAUACCGAUGAGGAUGUCAACGAUCCAUUACGCGAAAGGUUCAGAAUCAUUCUGACACUCAGAUACCUCAACGUUCAACUGCUCCUUCAUCGCCCAAUUUUCAUUCGGUCUUUAGGUACUCUGCUUAAAGGCUCUAAAACGCCAUAUCGCAACGCGGGAUCCAUUAACAGUAUGCAUGCCAACUUCGACAGAGUCUUCGUUCAAGUGGCCGAAAACAUCAUAGACAUUAUCUACGCCAUAUUGACGAGGCCUGAUCAUGGACGCCAUCUGAUCGGAGCCUGGUGGUUCACUCUCUACUAUGCCUUCAGUGCAGCUUUGGCGAUCUUUGGUAGUCUGUUGAUAUCGCUCGAUGCCGAGGCUGGAAAUGCUGGCCGCCUUGAAAGCGCUAAACGAUAUCUUGGCAAGACUUGUGAAGCUCUUUUGAAACUCAGCGACCAUAACGCUCUUGUUUUACGCUGCGUCAAAUUUGUCCAGCAGCUGCUCCGGAUUGUGAAUGCUUGGGAUACAAACACCACCAAAACGGCGGAACCUAACGGAGAAUCUCUGGAAUCGUACUUGACGGCGGAAGGAGGUGCUAUUAAUUUUGACAUUGAGUCCGAUUUGCUAUCAACUAUGCCAACAUGGGAGACAUCAACGCUCGGUUUUGGCGAUGAGCUUGAGCUGGGUCAUUUCUUUGCUAGCGAUUCCCAACGGUGGUUUGAACAGACACAAUGGUAA
Molecule: messenger RNA, 2214 nt
Organism: Fusarium redolens
Lineage: Eukaryota; Fungi; Ascomycota; Sordariomycetes; Hypocreales; Nectriaceae
Product: fungal-specific transcription factor domain-containing protein
Exons: 9
Coding region: 1-2214 (737 amino acids)
Biological process (GO): DNA-templated transcription; positive regulation of transcription from RNA polymerase II promoter by galactose
Cellular component (GO): nucleus
Molecular function (GO): RNA polymerase II cis-regulatory region sequence-specific DNA binding; DNA-binding transcription factor activity, RNA polymerase II-specific; zinc ion binding
Source: RefSeq, a predicted model, not a curated record